UAAAAAGUAGGAGGGUAGCAGCAGGCGGUGGUUCGAGCAGAUUGAGGUUUCCGGUUUUGAAAUCGUGGGCGAUCUGAGCGAAGGAAUAAAGAUGGUGGUGGUUUCUUCUCAGAACACGGUGGUUAACACCUACCCUCUCUCCAGCUACACUUUCGGCACCAAGGAGCCCAAGAUGGAGAAGGACACCUCCGUCGCCGAUCGUCUUGCUCGCAUGAAAAUCAACUAUAUGAAGGAAGGAAUGAGGACCAGCGUCGAAGGAAUUUUAUUGGUACAAGAACACAAUCAUCCGCACAUACUUCUUCUACAAAUUGGAAAUACCUUCUGCAAACUCCCAGGUGGUCGCCUCAAGCCAGGAGAGAAUGAAGUUGAAGGCUUGAAGAGAAAGUUGACUAGCAAACUCGGUGCUAAUUCACCCACUCUUGUGCCUGACUGGCAGAUAGGGGAGUGCGUGGCAAACUGGUGGAGGCCUAAUUUUGAGACCAUAAUGUAUCCAUACUGCCCUCCUCACAUAACAAAACCCAAGGAGUGCAAGAAGCUUUUCCUUGUUCACUUGUCUGAGCGCGAAUACUUUGCAGUGCCCAAAAACCUAAAACUGCUAGCUGUUCCAUUGUUUGAACUCUAUGAUAAUGUUCAGAGAUAUGGACCAGUUAUAUCAACCAUUCCUCAGCAGCUUUCCAGAUUCCAGUUUAAAAUGAUCACUAAUUAAUCGUAAAUUAUGAUCAACCAUUUCUACAAAAUUCUCUUCCAUUUUUCUUACUUUAGUUUUUAGAACUAGGAUCAAGUUAAUGUUUAUUAUGACUGCAUAGACUGGGUAGAAUAUUAAGUGCACUUUCUGAAAAUGGUAGAUACUUGCGAGUUGUGACAUGGAUUUUAUGUGUAAAUUUAGUGGAUUAUGUUCUAUCGUCUAUGGAAUUAGGGAAAUGGAUCCUCUCCAAUUUUUUUAACACUUGAGGAAAUGAAGUGUGAUCUCUCACCAUUAACUUUAUAAGUGGAACCAAAAAUAAAUAUGAGAGAGAAAGCAAUGAAGGGUGAGAGAUCACAAUUGACACCAUCCAGUUUUUUCUUUACUCGAGAGGAUCCACUCCCAUGGAUUGGUGUAUGUGCAUGAGAUUAUCAAGCUUUAGAUGAGAUUUGACUUGUGUAGCGUGGAAGGCUCCCAAGGCCUAACCACGAUGCUCCAUUGCUCCUUAAUAUCAUGUAUUAAUGAUAAUGACUAUGUAACAUAUAUUAUCAUGUAUUGAACAAAGCAAUUUCAA
Molecule: messenger RNA, 1256 nt
Organism: Arachis ipaensis
Lineage: Eukaryota; Viridiplantae; Streptophyta; Magnoliopsida; Fabales; Fabaceae
Product: Cleavage/polyadenylation specificity factor, 25kDa subunit
Biological process (GO): mRNA 3'-end processing
Cellular component (GO): mRNA cleavage factor complex
Molecular function (GO): mRNA binding
Source: RefSeq, a predicted model, not a curated record